This is a messenger RNA of Coccinella septempunctata (seven-spotted ladybird), 2551 nucleotides long. RefSeq lists its product as uncharacterized. The record is from RefSeq and is a predicted model, not a curated record. NCBI's taxonomy places the organism in Eukaryota, Metazoa, Arthropoda, Insecta, Coleoptera, Coccinellidae. The coding region runs from base 1563 to 2339 and encodes 258 amino acids. The transcript has a single exon.
GAUGCUGGAAUUUCCAAAAUUACGAGAAGAUGCAUUCAGAAUAUGCGGAUCCCUUGUCUAGACAUAAUUUCAGACAUGAAUUUGAAAGUAAAAGCAUCAUAUUCUCAGAAGAAUUUGAGAUCAAUAGGUUCAAUUCUAGGAAAAUCCUUUGCACAAAAACCGCCGACGUAAAUAGAUAGGUCUCCUCUCUUGAAUAUCUUUUAGCAAAUUUUGGAAAUUCCAGCGCCCUACCCCAAUUCUGUCUUUUACCUUAUUUGCCUAUAUAUUUGAAGGUUGAUGUUUAAGAAAUAUUAUUUUGGUGAUAACCUCAAGAAGCACAAGUGUUAGCGGAACAAUUUUUGAAAAACUACCAAAAUUUACCUCCCCUUCUACCGAACUUUUGCUCGAGCAGGUUCCCAUCACUGAUGCAGCGACUUGUAUUGGUAGUCAUACGAAUUUACGGCAGAAGCAUGAGUUUUCAGGAGAACUUAAUACUGCGCGUACAAAAUUAUAAUGAAUUGUACAAUUUAAGUGACAGAAAUUAUAGCAACCAUCAAAGAAAAGAGGAAAUAUGGCGGGAAAUAGCAGAGCAAGUUGGAGAAAAAAGUAAGUAUGUUUAAAAUUCAUUUAUUCUGUUGAAAAAAUUAUUGAAUGAAUCAUUUUUUUGCUUUAUUACAUUUUUCAAAUGAAAUUGCGUCUUCCACGUCGUACUUCUUGUAACUGCCAAUCAACAGCACCUUCGGGAGAAUUAAAAUAAUUUUUGAAAAACUCUCUGACCUGUAUUGCUUGUUGGGCGCUGUUACCCCCAAUACCAUGAAGAGGACGAAAUAUUUCUGAUGAAGCUCUUACAUCGCAUUGGUCGUCUUCGGUCCAAUAGCAAUUAUCUUCUCUUAAAUAAUUGUGUAAUACACAUGUUGCUUUAACGACAACAUUAAUAUGUUCUGGUGCCAUAAUUAACGUUCGCCCAUAAAUCCUAAAUUUUUUACUCAAUAACCCGAACGCAUUUUCACUUACUCGACGAGCCCUGCUAUGUCUGUAAUUAUAUAUCCGUUUUUCUUCGUCAUUUGCUGUUUGAUAGCCAGGAUAUGGUCUCAUCAGAUUUGUAGAAAGAGGAAACGCUUCGUCACCUACUAUCACGUGAGGUAAAAUUAUAUUGGUUCCUGGUAGAGCUUUAUCAGAAGGUAUUUCUAAUCGUUUGCUUCGCAAUAAUUGUCCGAGUGUCGAUGAAGUAAAUAUGGCACCAUCUGAAUUUUUUCCAUAAGAGCCGACAUCAAUAAUGAUGAAUUUAUAGUCAGCUGAUACUAAGGCUAGCAAUACAACGCUAAAUGUUUUUUUGUAGGAAAAGUACAAAGAACCAGAAUUCGGUGGAGCUUGGAUAACUACGUGUUUUCCGUCAAUUGCUCCAAUCACAUUUGGAAAAUUCCAGCGUUGCAAAAAUUUUUUUUCUAUAUCUUUCCACAUUUGUUCAGAUGGUUGCGGCAUUUCCUUGGGCUGUAAUUGAUCCCAUAUAGCUUCACAGGUCUUGUAAACGAUUUUUCGGACAGUGCUUUCUCCCAUGCGGAACGAAUAGGCCAUCGAUUUGAAUGAAUUUCCUGUCGCUAGGAACCUAUGAAACAAAAUUAUAUAUCAAACCCUUUGUUCCAGGUGAAGUCUGUAAAGAAACGUGGAAAAAAUUGCGGGAUAAUUAUAGAAAAGCUAAACAGUUGAGGAAAACUAAAAGUGGUCAAGGUGCCAAGACUUUAAGGCCAAUAAAGUUUGAAAAGGAAUUGGCAUUUCUUAACCCUCAUUUCCAGCAACCACCGGAAUUACAAGCGAGUAAUUUAUCGGUCCCUAGCUCAGGUGAUGAAGAUGAUGCUGACAAUUCUAUCCAGCAACCAACGGAAUGCUUUUCUGAACCAGCAACCCCAGAUUCGGUGAAAAGUGUUUCGAGUGCCUCGACGUCGCGUCUAAGCGAUGGAUUAAAACGAAAACGCAUGCAUGUGCAGCAGUCGCCAAUGCAGGAAUAUCUGCAGUUCAAGCGAGAACAGCAAACAUUGCAGCAGGCAGACAAACAUCCCCUUGAUGUAUUUUUUUCUUCGAUGGCUGCAACGGUUAAGACAUUUCCUGCUGCACUACAAAUUAAAAUCAAACAACAGAUUUUUCAUUUGAUAACAGAUACCGAAGCAUCACUUAUAACUUCGGGAAAUUCCAUCCCAGGGCCUUCACAAUAUGCUGUCCAAACUGAAGCUUCCCCUCCAUCGCAAAAUGCCUCCCACAACAUAUCAGCAGGAGCAGGACCUUCCCAAUACGCCAGACAAACUUUAGGUUCCGUUUCCGGAACCACUGAUUACCACAAUGUGCCACAGAAUUUUUCCAAAUGAAUGGAUUUAUUUUCAGUUUUUAUUGUUCCUACUUUGAUAUUUAACAGAAAUAUUUCAUAAGUUCGUUGUUGCAUAUUUUUAGAUCUAACUUAUAUCAAAGAAUAACUUUUAUGUUUUGUUAUUUAUGAUGUUAAAAAUAAAAAUAUAUUUAUACAAGAGGUUUUUCGUUUUGUGUCAGCCGUAAAAAUAUAACCUCCAUCUACUAUAUAUAA